Messenger RNA from Lucilia cuprina (Australian sheep blowfly), 829 nucleotides. It is a transcript of the gene RhoGDI, whose product is annotated as rho GDP-dissociation inhibitor 1. Bases 317 to 814 code for a protein of 165 amino acids. The transcript has 4 exons. Gene Ontology annotation, molecular function: Rho GDP-dissociation inhibitor activity; protein binding. The record is from RefSeq and is a predicted model, not a curated record. Lineage: Eukaryota; Metazoa; Arthropoda; Insecta; Diptera; Calliphoridae. Gene Ontology annotation, cellular component: membrane; cytosol; cytoplasm. Gene Ontology annotation, biological process: Rho protein signal transduction.
UAUUCCUACACAUAUAUACAGCAGAAGCGGUUUAAUUUUAUUUUCUUUAGAAAAAAUUAAAAUUUUAUUUGCUUUUAGGAGAAAAAAAAUAAUUUAUAACUUUUUGCCAUACAGUAAAUAAAAAAAUAUAUAAGAAUUAACGUUGAAAUAUAAAAUAAAAGUGAAAAGCAAUAAGAACACUAAAACAAGAGGAACAAAAAAGUUGGCAGAAAAUUUGCAAAUUUAAAAUUUGAUUUAAAAUAUAGAAAAUUUUAAAGAAAAGCUUAAUUUUAUUUUCUCGUUUUAUAUUAAGUUAAAAGCAACACAAAACUCCACUAUGUCUGCCGAUGCUGAAGCUGCAAAAAAUGAGGUAGAACAUCACGAAGAGGAUAUUCACGAUGCCAACUACCAGCCACCACCAGAAAAAACUAUUGAAGAAAUAAUGGCAGCCGAUCAAGAAGAUGAAAGUUUAAGACGUUACAAGGAAACUCUAUUGGGAGAAGCACAAGCAGAAAAAAUUAUUGUCGAACCCAAUGAUCCCCGUAAGGUUAUUGUUAAGAAAUUAGCUUUGGUUGUGGAAGGACGUGAUGAUAUGGAAUUAGAUUUAACCGGUGAUCUAAGUCAGCUUAAAAAGCAAGUUUUUGUUAUUAAAGAAGGUGUUCAAUAUAAAGUACGCAUUGAUUUUAUUGUUCAAAGAGAAAUUGUUCACGGCCUUAAAUAUGUACAAAAGACUUAUCGUUUAGGUGUCCCUGGUAAGUGUUUAAAUAGUUUUGUUUUUUGUUGUUUUCAUUUUUUUAACAUUUUCAUUUAUUUAUGCUUAAUAACCCUCUUCUAACUGUUGGCUUGUUUG